AUGGCUGACGACAUCUCUACCCUUGCUGGGAAAAUGCGCCAUCUUACACUGGAGAAGGAUCUCAUCGUCAAUGUUAACAUGAAGAAAUUCCCCCAUGGUCCUAUCACACGACGCGGUAAGGAAAGGUCGAUUCGUAUCUUCUCUGAAAGUCGCGAGGUUGGCACUGCCUUUCGACAGGGCUUGGUAUAUGACCUGGAUGACAAAAAAAACCUGCCCCUUUUAAAUGAUGAGAUAUGUGAAUAUAUUUCUCACCGUUCGAAGUCGAAGUUAAUCGGGUAUGUGGGCUCUGAUCUCUCUGUUGGAAGCGAAACAUUUCAUCCAGUCACCAGCGAGGAGCUUCAUUGUCUCCACGGUCUGCUCAAGUUUAUUGCUAAAUGGGAAGCAGACAAUGAAGUUAAUUACGCUUCGCGUUCGAAAUUCACAAUAGUUUCUCCGCGGCAUCAUAUACUUGAUAUACUUAUGAUCCCCUUUGGUAACGAGAGGUGUCGGCUUGUAUUCACCGCACAUCGUGGGCUAUUUGUCAUUACUCUGGCCCCGUCCCAGAGACCUACAGGUAUAAAUUCCCCAUCAAGUGCCACCAGAAAGAUAUGCUAUACUGGUUUUGAGCUUGAGCGACUGUUAACUGCAACCAGCGGGACCGAACGGGGUAGCUUUUACUCAUUUAUUGAGGCUAAAUUGGAACCAGACAUCACAAUUCUGCUUCAGUGCGAAAUGGACGCAUACAAUCCAAAACGCCAGAAGUAUACUGAAAUAAAAUCCUCUGUGGACUUCAAUGUACGAAAUGUCCGGCACCUGAGCAAACUGCUUAAAAUAUGGGCACAAACAGCGCUGCUCCCAUCCACUGAUAUUCUAGUAGGGUUCAGAGACCCAUCAACCCAUGUGCUGAAAACAGUCGUCCCUUAUAGCGUAGAUCAGAUCGCAGAAAAACUCUAUAUAAGGGAUCGUACGCGCAGUCAUCCAUCUUACUUUAACUUUAAUCCUGAAGUUGCCAAAGACUGGACACAUUACGCCAUACGUGAAAUCUGCGAAAGGUUAUCUUCCCUGGUAGACGCAACCUCAUCGUCGCCUCAAUCAUUUCUGGUAGAGAUAGACAAGAACUUACAAAUGAAAAUAAGGCCUACAGUAGUGGAUUAUUCGGAGCUUUUGGGCCAAUGGGCAUAG
This is a messenger RNA of Eremothecium gossypii ATCC 10895, 1161 nucleotides long. RefSeq names its product Dxo1p (gene DXO1). Gene Ontology annotation, molecular function: mRNA 5'-diphosphatase activity. Lineage: Eukaryota; Fungi; Ascomycota; Saccharomycetes; Saccharomycetales; Saccharomycetaceae. Gene Ontology annotation, biological process: NAD-cap decapping; nuclear-transcribed mRNA catabolic process. The record is from RefSeq and is marked provisional. Gene Ontology annotation, cellular component: cytosol; nucleus. Bases 1 to 1161 code for a protein of 386 amino acids. The transcript has a single exon.